This is a messenger RNA of Dovyalis caffra, 1089 nucleotides long. NCBI's taxonomy places the organism in Eukaryota, Viridiplantae, Streptophyta, Magnoliopsida, Malpighiales, Salicaceae. The record is from the annotation of a GenBank genome assembly.
AUGACGAGUUAUGGUGGGAUAGGAGCAGCAGCAGCCCGUCCUUCUCCUCUAUCUGCCCUUAAUACUUCUUCAUCCAAUAACACCUCUAUUAUGGGCAGUGGUGGCGCAGAGGAUUCUAAUAACUAUACGGUACUGAAUCCAAGUGUUGAUGGGUUUAAGUGGCGUUUGCUUUUAUCUUAUGAUGGCACCCACUAUAAAGGUUGGCAAUUUCAGCAAACCCCACCAACCAUACAGUGCAUUCUAGAAAACGCUUUAACUCAAGCUACAAAGCUAGAAAGGAAGGAUCUUCAUUUAGUUGGUGCCAGUAGGACAGAUGCAGGAGUACAUGCCUGGGGUCAGGUGGCACACUUUGUUACACCUUUCAAUUAUGACUGCUUGGAUAGCAUUCAUGCAGCUCUCAAUGGCCUUCUUCCUCCUGAUAUUCGAGUUAGAGAAAUUAGUGCUGCAGUUCGGGAGUUCCAUGCUCGAUUUUCUGCCAAGAGAAAGACUUAUCACUACAAGAUAUAUAAUGAUGCUAUCAUGGAUCCAUUUCAGCGUCUAUACGCAUACCAUAUUACUCAUAAACUCAAUGCUGCUGUAAUGAGAGAAGCGGCAAAUCAUUUUAUUGGAACCCACGAUUUCUCUGCUUUUGUCAAUUCAUCACGCAAUGAUGGGAUGCCAAAUCCAGUAAAGACUAUUUUUCGAUUUGAUAUCAUUGAAAUGGGAGCUCUGCUUCAGCUAGAAGUCGAAGGCUCGGGUUUCAUGUAUAGACAAGUGCGGAACAUGGUUGCUUUACUGCUCCAAAUUGGAAAGGAAGCAAUUCCUCCCGAUUGUGUUCCAAAGAUUUUAGCUACUCGCAAUCGCAGGGAGCUCGCUAAAUACACCUUGGCUGCCCCACCUCACGGCCUCUGUCUUGUAGUUGUUAAGUAUAAUGAAGAGCACCUAAGGCUUCCUUUAGGUUGCCCUACAGCCAGUCUUGGUAGGCAUCACAGCAUAAGCAAGUGUAAGUUUACAAUGGGAAGUGCCUUCUUAAAUGAACCAAGUAACACGAUGGGGAAAACUGAAUUUCCGGGCAUUCAGCAGAAGAUACUGGAAGUAAUGCAUCCUUAG